AACACAAAUUUUCCAAGUACAAAGAUCACAGUGAUAGUGAGUGAUCGAUAGAGAGUGAGUCGAGAGAAAAAGCAGUUAAGAGAGAGAGAGAGAAAACCAUGGGAAUUAGGUGGUAUGCUCAGGUUGUGCUGGUUGUUGCACUGGCAGUGGUUCAUGCUAGUGCAAGAAACGUGCCAAGUGAUGCAGCAACUGGUCUUGAUGACCAAAAGAACUUUCUCACUUACGGCGGAAUUGGAGGCUUCUCAGGACUGGGUGCUGGCGGACUGCCAUUUGGGGGAGUAGGUGGUGUUGGUGGGGUAACUGGGUUGGGAGGUGCUGGUGGUCUUGGUGGACUAGGAGGUGUUGGGGGGCUCGGCGGUGCAAGUGGGUUGGGUGGAGGUGCAGGUGGCGGAGUUGGUGGUGGUGUUGGUGGUGGAGUUGGUAGUGGGAGUGGUGUCCUUCCUUUCCCUUGAAGUGGUGACUACUUAUAUAUCAUCAGUACUUAAUUUAAAGUUUAAAAAGGGUUUCCAGUGUUUAUCAUGUUCUCUGCUUUGCUUUACCUUUUACUUUGAAGGUCUUAUUUGUUCUUAAUUAAGCUUUAGUUUCAUCUACUGAAAUACUUCGCCCUCGUAUAUCAGUUGAAUAUUACGGAUUAUUUUUCUUC
Carica papaya (papaya) is the source of this 643-nucleotide messenger RNA. RefSeq lists its product as uncharacterized. The record is from RefSeq and is a predicted model, not a curated record. NCBI's taxonomy places the organism in Eukaryota, Viridiplantae, Streptophyta, Magnoliopsida, Brassicales, Caricaceae.